ACCGCGACUGAUGUGACAACACUUGCAUAACCUCGAAACCAUGAAGAGGUUGAGAAUGAGACACAGGUUUUAAUCGAUUUCCAUAAAAAUAAUGACACUAAUUUAUUAGUCACAAGUUUAUUUUUGAAUAUAUAACAAUAAAGUAGACUUAAGUAUGAAAAUGCAUACAUCGUUUGCUAAAAUAUUGUUAGUGCUGAGCUUGUCUUCAUUUAUAUCAGCUAGCGAGUUGGAUUUCGAUGGAUGGUUGCAAAUAAGAUUAUGGCAUUCCUUUGACGACGAGCCCACACCUCGUUAUGUAGAAAGAGGAAAAAUUACAAUCUCCAGUAUACGUAGUGGAGCAGCAGUUGUUUCUCAGCCAGGUCUUCACAAUUUAAAUAUAGAUAAAUUAAAUAUCCUUGCUAAACAUGGUGGUAAAUAUCGAUUGAAAGCAAUAGUACAAUCAUCAUCGGGAAGUGAAAUAACUUUUCUUACUUCCAUUUUAGCGUGUAACUUAUUAGGCUCUAAUUUACAAGAUACUUUAAACAUAUGGCUGGACAGUUCGGCUGAACCUAUAGCAGUUAAUUUGGUAUCGCAAGGUCCUUGUUCAUUGAAGAAUCCAACGGCACAAUCGUGGACUACCGACGUGCAAAUGAAAUAUCCUGAUGGUGGUCCAAUGCCUGAUACCGCCACCUACAUUCAGAAACUCGAAAGGGAGAAACAAGCUAGAGAAAGCGGGGAGAAUAAAGAUAAUCGUUCCUUCUUCGCUAAAUACUGGAUGUACGUAAUACCAGCAGUUAUAUUCGUCGUCUUAUCAUCUGCAACUAAUCCAGAGGCCGGCAAUACUGUUGGCAGUGGAGGUGGCGGUGCCCAGCGACAGUAACUACCUCAUGUUUAUAUGUAUAUUCUUCUUGUACACUUGCAAACGUUUUGUUGGAAAUGAAACUGGGCUCAUAUCAUGAACGUGUGCAAAUUUCAUGGACAUCUCAAUGAAAAUAAUACAUCCAAGUCUAUUUCAUUGGAAGAAUGUGAAGGAUUUCAUUGAAAUUUGUAAAUUUUAAUAAAAUUCGUAAUAUAUAAUAAAAAAAAAAAAAAAAAAAA
Messenger RNA from Ceratosolen solmsi marchali, 1077 nucleotides. It is a transcript of the gene EMC10, whose product is annotated as ER membrane protein complex subunit 10. Lineage: Eukaryota; Metazoa; Arthropoda; Insecta; Hymenoptera; Agaonidae. Gene Ontology annotation, cellular component: EMC complex. Bases 155 to 859 code for a protein of 234 amino acids. The record is from RefSeq and is a predicted model, not a curated record. The transcript has 4 exons.